Molecule: messenger RNA, 2857 nt
Organism: Mugil cephalus (flathead mullet)
Lineage: Eukaryota; Metazoa; Chordata; Actinopteri; Mugiliformes; Mugilidae
Gene: coq8ab
Product: coenzyme Q8A, genome duplicate b
Exons: 15
Coding region: 487-2286 (599 amino acids)
Biological process (GO): ubiquinone biosynthetic process
Cellular component (GO): extrinsic component of mitochondrial inner membrane
Molecular function (GO): kinase activity
Source: RefSeq, a predicted model, not a curated record
CAGCCCGUGUCCGGGUGAUGAUGAAGCCUCCAUGAUGAGCAGCAGCGGGGGAGCUCGACUGACAGUCUGUCGGACCAGUGCGUGUCUUUGUUGAUGGUCCCAUCCUGCGGCUGAACUUUGCCUCAUUGGCCCGUGGGCUUUUUAAACUUUCCCCCCCCGGAGUCGCCUCGGGGAGAAAUUUGCAUGUCCUUCAAACGCGUCUCGCCGCCUGCCUGCCUGGGAGCUGUUGUGUUUUUUUUUUCAGAAAGGGAAUUGUGACAAGUUAUAUCAAGGUGAACGGCAGCUUGUUACACAAUGCCCUGCGCGCUGCCCGCUCACUGAUCUGAGAGGAGUUUGUUUUGCGACGCUUCUGCUGAUUUUGUCCGUGCAUGCUGUGGAAGUGUGGGAACACACACUGAUGAGCUCCUGAAUCCGCGACCCCACCCUCCCUGAGCAACCUGCUGCACAGACUUCGUGUUAUCUUGCAGGUCUCCUCGGGUCAGCGUCAUGGCAGCCGGUGACACGGUGGUCUGGAGGGGGCUGAAGUGGGUGAAGCAGGCGGCCGGCAGAGCCUCACCGGGCGGCCUGACCUGCGCCGGGAGCCAGAGGCUGGUGAACUUCCAUCACUCCGUCGGGUCAGCAGGGGAGACGUUCAGCAGACAGAAGGAAGCCCACGGAGCCACGGCGGCGCCGUUCCACAGAUACUCGACCAUGGGCGCCGGUUUCAGCGCCAGUUUCGUUGGAACUGCGAACGUGGGCCAGGGCGGCUGCGGUGGGAGAUCUGGUACGAAGCGCCUGAGGGACCGCAGGGACUGGCCGGGACUGAUGGGACACACGAGGCUGUUCAACCAGGACAACUCCACGGUGGGGCGGCUCACACCGGAGGAUAUCAAUAAAGCGGCGAACGCCAAGAAAACGGACGUGAAGCAGCAUAAACAAGUGCUCAGUGAAAGAGCCCGGGAGAGGAAGGUGCCCGUCACACGGAUUGGAAGGCUGGUGAAUUUUGGAGGUCUGGCCGUCGGACUCGGCAUCGGAGCGAUAGCGGAAGUGGCCAAGAAGAGUUUCAAGCCCAAACAAGAAGGCGAUAAGAAGGCCAUCCUGGAUUCGAGCGCCUUCCUCUCCGAAGCCAACGCCGAGAGAAUCGUCCGGACGCUCUGCAAAGUUCGAGGAGCCGCUCUGAAGCUCGGACAGAUGCUCAGUAUCCAGGACGACGCCUUCAUCAACCCUCAGCUGGCUAAGAUCUUCGAGCGAGUUCGACAGAGCGCGGACUUCAUGCCCACCAAGCAGAUGAUGAAAGCCAUCAGCAGUGAUCUCGGCCCAAACUGGAAGGACAAGCUGGAGUACUUUGAGGAGAAGCCGUUUGCAGCUGCGUCCAUCGGUCAGGUGCAUUUAGCCAGGUUGAAGGACGGCAGAGAGGUAGCCAUGAAGAUUCAGUACCCCGGAGUCGCCAAGAGUAUCGACAGUGACGUGAACAAUAUCAUGACCGCUCUGAGUUUGAGCAACGCGCUGCCUGAAGGUCUGUUUCCUGAGCACCUCAUCGAGGUCAUGAGUCGGGAGCUGGCGCUGGAAUGCGAUUACGUAAGGGAGGCCAAAUGUGCCAAAAAAUUCCAGGAGCUGCUGAAGGAUCACCCGUUCUUCUAUGUCCCCGACGUGAUCGACGAGCUGAGCAGCCCGCACGUCCUCACCACGACGCUGGUGCCCGGUUUCCCUCUGGACCAGGCCACGGACCUCUCUCAGGAUCUCAGGAACGAGAUUUGUGAGCAGAUUUUGAUUUUGUGCCUGAGGGAGCUGUUUGAGUUUAGGUACAUGCAGACCGAUCCCAACUGGUCCAACUUCUUCUUCGAUCCACAAACUCAUAAGGUUGCUCUGUUGGAUUUUGGAGCCACGAGAGGAUUCGACAAGAGCUUCACCGACAUUUACAUUGAGAUCAUUAAAUCGGCUGCAGAGCAGAACAGAGAAGGUGUGCUGCUGAAAUCCAGAGACAUGAAGUUCCUCACAGGAUACGAGUCCAAGGCGAUGGAGAACGCCCACGUGGACGCGGUGAUGAUCCUCGGGGAGGCCUUCUCCUCCUCCGAGCCCUUCGACUUCGGCUCUCAGAGCACCACGGAGCGCAUCCACAGCCUCAUCCCGGUGAUGCUGAGGGAGCGCCUCACGCCUCCGCCCGAGGAAACCUACUCCCUCCACAGGAAGAUGGGCGGCUCCUUCCUCAUCUGCUCCAAACUCAAGGCGAAGAUCCCCUGCAAGAACAUGUUCCAGGAGGCCUACAACAACUACUGGAAGGACGGAGGGCCUCCGCCUGCACGCUGAACGCCGCUCUUCUUAAAAGCAUGCUCAAACCGGGACUUUCUAGGAUUGUUUGUGGUAUGUUGAACAAUUUAACUCACACAUUCUUAUCUGCAAAGAUAUAUUUUUUGGACGACCUGGACCAGAAGUCGUUCUGGUAUUUUUUUUUUUUAUUCAUAUCUGCUUCACACUCAGUGGCUCACUCUGACCAGGACUUCCAUCCAGACUAACUCUAGCUUCAACCCUCUAAAACAAAGUGUGCAUAUCAUUUAAAUGACUGAAUUGUUUUUGUGUGUGUAUUUGUAGUAGGAGGAGGAUUGUGGGGGGCGGGGGGGGUUGUCAGUUGAAAUAAAUUGACUGAUGCUGCAAAGAGAAACCAAAACACGUUCUGCUCCAGAGCUGAAAUGUUCACGCAGGCUGUUUAUUUCAAGGUGCAGAUGAAGAUAUGUGCAGAGACACGGAUGCCGUCGUCAGACGAGGUCUUAAUAUUCAUGAAUAUGAUCUGUCGGGAAGAAACUUUUAGAUUGUUUAAAAUAAUUGUAAAAAAAAUGGUCAUUUAUAGACUAAAUAAGAAUAAAUCCUUUCUUCUUGUGCA